Molecule: messenger RNA, 1035 nt
Organism: Aureobasidium namibiae CBS 147.97
Lineage: Eukaryota; Fungi; Ascomycota; Dothideomycetes; Dothideales; Saccotheciaceae
Product: P-loop containing nucleoside triphosphate hydrolase protein
Exons: 2
Coding region: 1-1035 (344 amino acids)
Cellular component (GO): mitochondrion
Molecular function (GO): GTPase activity; GTP binding
Source: RefSeq, a predicted model, not a curated record
AUGGCAGCAAAAUUUGUAGCGCGAGCGGUGUUUCCGCCAGUCGAGUCUCUCCCUAGAUCGUACUUCUUGGGUCAUCAUGCUGCAGGAUUGUCCAAGAUGAACACUAUGCUGUCGCAAAUUGACCUGAUCGUCGAGUGCCGUGACUACAGAGUGCCACUAACCUCUCGUAACCCUUUGUUCGAACAGAGUCUAGCAGGUCGCGAGCGCAUCAUUAUCUACACCAAGCGUGACUUGGGUAGCCGCAACAAGCCUAUUGACAGAGAGCGAGAGGACAUUAUCCGCAAAUGGCACAAGCCCUCGGAGGUCUUGUUCUCUGACCACAAAGACAAGAAAGACAUCCGCAAAGUUCUGGACUUCGCCCGUCGCUACUUCGAGAACAGCACUUCCUUGACGGGAUCCCGCAUCAUGGUCGUAGGCAUGCCCAAUGUCGGAAAGUCAUCUCUGCUCAACGCACUACGGAAAGAAGGAGUUGGAAAGGGAAAAGCUGCACACACAGGCGCACAGCCCGGAGUAACACGCAAGAUUUCAACAAGCGUCAAGAUCAUCGACAGCACCGAAGAUGGCGAGGGCGUUUACCUGCUCGACACUCCCGGUGUUUUUAUCCCAUACGUGCCGGAUGCCGAAGCCAUGCUGAAACUCGCUCUCUGCGGCAACGUCAAAGACACCAUCAUCCCGCCUGCUACUCUGGCCGACUACCUCCUCUAUCGUGUCAACCUCAUCGACCCUAGACUCUACAAAGAGUACUGUCCGCCCACCAACGAUAUCAUCGAGUUGCUUAACGCCAUCGCAAACAAGACUGGUCGCUUGCAAAAGGGUGGCGAGCCAGAUACUGAGGCUACAGCUCUCUGGAUGAUCCAACGAUGGAGAAACGGUCUAUGGGGGCGCUUCCUUCUGGAUGAAGUCACCGAAGAUGGCUUGGAGAAAAGAAUCACUGAGGAGUCGAGCAUGGGCGGCAGCAUGAACCAGGCUCGGGGAGCCGAUAAGGAGGCUCGCAGACAGCGCAACAUCAAGAGGCAUGCCGGCACCAGUGACUGA